Molecule: messenger RNA, 2217 nt
Organism: Spodoptera litura
Lineage: Eukaryota; Metazoa; Arthropoda; Insecta; Lepidoptera; Noctuidae
Source: RefSeq, a predicted model, not a curated record
GAGAUGCGCCGAAUAGUAGUUCUACCGAAUAACCGAAUACCGAAUACUAUUCGGUUCAAUCUUUACCGAACCGAAUAUUCGGCCGAAUUAUUCGGUUUACCAUUUCACUGCACUCCCGCAUAAACAGGUUCAAACAUGCACGCCACUUGUCGCCGCUGGCAGUUGCGAGCGAGUCGUACCUCGCCGCCCGCCACCCGCGCACACAUUGCGCGUCACUUUGCUCUAAAACAUUGCACGAGUAAGUUGUUAAUAAAUUAAAAUAUAAACUUUUUCGUGUUUGCAAUAUGAGUGGGCGUAAAAGAUCACGUGCUUGGGACUUUUUUGACGAAAUGGAAGAUGACAAAACCAAAGUUAAGUGCACUUUGUGUAGUUCUGUUAUUUCUCGCGGUGGAACAGGGCGCACUGCUUUAACGAGUGGAAUGACAAAUCAUUUGAAGUUGAAGCAUAAAGAUCAAUUGCCAGAAACAUCGUCUACUUCUGUGAGCGCUCCUGAACAUAGCUUUGACACUUUACCUACAACUUCGAGUGUAAAAUCCAAUAAACAACAAACUUUAGAGGAGGCUUUUGUUACGAAAUGGGAUAUUAAUGAUUCUCGAGCAAAAGAAAUUCAUAAUGCCAUCGCUGAAAUGAUCGCAACCGACAAUCAACCUAUUUCGAUUCUGGAAAACAAAGGCUUUGACAGAUUAUUGCAUUUAUUGAAGCCUAAAUAUAAGUUGCCUGGAAGAAAGUAUAUGAGUGAAGUGGUGAUUCCGGCAAUUUAUGAGAGAGUUAAAAAGUUAAUCAAAGAUGAAAUCUCAAAGGCCAAUGCAGUUUCGAUUACAUCUGAUAUGUGGACUUGCAUGAACAACAUGAUUUGCUUUCUAAGCUUUACUGCACACUGGCUUAAUGAGGAUUUUAUUCUUCAACACAGAGUUCUGCAAAUGAAACAUUUUGUUGGGUCCCAUUCAGGUAAUCAAAUACGUUCUGUAUUAGAAGAAUUAGCUUCAACUUGGGGCAUAUCUUCGCUUAUCCAUGUGAUCGUGAGAGAUAACGGUCCUAAUAUGGUAAAAGCCAUAAAGGAAAGUGCAUUUGAAGGCAAGGGGUGUUUUAUACAUACAUUGCAGUUGGCCAUUAAAGCGGCAUUAGAGGUUGAAAACGUAAGUGACGCUUUGAUCUCCGCUCGAAGAAUAGUAACACACUUCAACCACUCCAGCACGGCGCAACAAAAACUAAAAGAUAUCCAGAAAGAACUUCAUCUAACUGAGCAUCAGCUUGUCCAGGACGUCACAACUAGGUGGAACAGCACCUAUUAUAUGUUGGAAAGAGUCGUUGAACAAAAACGUGCGAUUUCGCUUUAUAUUUCUGACAAUUCUGGCUCAGUUAACAUUCGAAAUUGUACUGAAAGACAGUGGCAGAUUCUCAAAGAAUGUUUAAUUCUAUUAAAACCUUUUGAAGAAAUCACCAAAAUUACAAGUUCUACAUUUUCUACAAUUUCAGAAGUGAUUCCCCACAGUAACACUCUGAUCAAAUAUUUAACAAAACCCGAAAUUUCAGAAGAAGACAAAUACUACUGCCUUUCAACAUUAUUGGAUCCCCGAUUUAGAACGAGAUUUUUUGCCCAAGAAAAUUAUGAACUGGUGAGAAGAAAGCUUUUUCUAGAAGCGAUACAAAGAAGCGACCUUGAUGCGGAAAGCUCAAGCGAAGAUGAAGCUACAAACAGAGGAAGACCUCCACAAAAUGUUUCAAAUUUUUUAGAGGAAUCUCAUGUGACAUUUUGGAAUUGUUAUGAAGAACUUGCCUCGACGAAUCCUGUCAUUUCGGAAGAUCCUAAAAGCCCAAUUGCCGUGGAAUUGAACAAUUAUGAAUCUGAAAGUUUACUACCAAGAAACCAGAGCCCUUUUGAUUGGUGGGCAAAGCAUAAGUCAAAAUAUGCACAUUUAGCCAAUUUAGCUAGAGUGUUUCUAAGUGCUCCUGGUAGUAGUGUUUACAGUGAACGAUUAUUUUCGGAAGCAGGGAACCUGUAUGAAGAAAAACGAAAUAGACUCUUACCGGAGAGGGCAGAGAGCUUGGUGUUUCUGCACCAUAAUUUACCUUUAAUAAAUUAUAAAUAUUAGAUAUACCUAUGAAUAUGUUCCUUUUUGCCUGUGUUCUAUUUUACUUGUGAUUUCUAUUAUUUUUAAGGUAUUACUGUUACAGUCCCUAUUAUUGAUUAAUAUUAAUAUUUUAAUUUAUAAUAAC